CGAGAGUUCCUUAAACACUAAAGCAAAAUUACUGAAAGAGCACUGGAAAUUUAGCAAGCUGCCCACCCCAGAUUCCAACAAGAUUGUUUCAGCCACAAUCAGACAUUGAAAUGGAUAAUCCGAUGCUUCUGAUAAAGAAUAUUGAAGGCAAACUUGAAGUCUGUCCAGAAGCCCUUGAAGUGCUUUCUAAAAUCCACCAACCGGUUGUGGUGGUGUCCAUUGUGGGAAAUGCUAGAACUGGCAAGUCCUAUCUCAUGAACAAACUAGCUGGCAAAAAUGCAGGUUUCAUUCUAGGUUCUUCAAUAGAAUCGAAAACCAAGGGAAUCUGGAUGUGGUGUGUUCCCUACCAGGGCAGGCCUGACCAAACCCUAAUUCUUCUGGAUACUGAAGGACUAGGCGAUACGAAAAAGGGUGAUACUAAAAAUGACUCCUGGAUCUUUGCCUUGGCUGUUCUCCUCAGCAGUACGCUAAUCUACAACACUUUGGGCACUAUUUCUCAGCAUGCCAUGGACAACCUUCACUACGUGACGGAGCUGACUAAGCUCAUCAAGGCAAAGGCGUCACCCAUCAAAGAGGUAGCAGAUUCUGCAGAAUUUGUUGGCUUCUUCCCAACAUUCAUCUGGACCUUGAGGGAUUUUACAUUGGAACUGGAGCUGGAAGGAGAUCCCAUCACUGCGGAUGAGUAUCUGGAUAGAUAUGUCUUGGAAUUAAAGGAAGGUGACACCAAAGAAAUCCGGAAAUACAACUUGCCGCGUGAAUGCACACGGAUGUUCUUCCCCACCCGGAAAUGCUUUAUCUUUGACCGUCCUACUGAAGCAAAUAAACUGAAGAACUUAGAGAAGAUGCAGGAGAAAGAGCUGGAUCCUGACUUUGUGAAACAAGCUGAUCAGUUUUGCCAUUAUGUCUAUGAGGAAUCUAAGACAAAGACCAUCCCAGGUGGCCAUGUCCUCACUGGAUGCUCACUGAAAGAACUGGUGAAGAUUUUUGUGGACACCAUCUGCAAUGGUAACAUUCCCUGCAUGGAGAAUGCAGUACUGCAAUUGGCCGAGACAGAGAACACAGCAGCCUUGCGUGAAGCUAAUGCUCGCUAUGAUGAAUUGAUGGAGCAAAGGCUGAAUCUGCCUACUGAGACUCUCGAGGAGCUCCUGGACAUACAUAAUGAGUGUGAAGAGGAAGCCCUCCAGAUAUUCAUGGAUCGUUCCUUCAAAGAUGAUACAUGUCAUUUCCAGAUUGAGCUUAUGAAAACCAUGAAUGAGAAGAAAGAGAAUUAUUGUCAGAAGAAUGAGCUGGCAUCCUCAAAACGUUGCUCGGAUAUCUUGAAACUUCUGGUUCAAAAUUUAAGGGACAAGAUCAAAAGUGGAAAUUACAUCAGAUCUGGGGGCUACCAGCUUUUCAGGAUGGACUGGAAGACAAUUAAAACAAAAUAUUACAAUGAGCCAAGGAAAGGCAUAAUGGCUAAGGAGGUCUUGAGUAAAUUCCUCAAGGACAUGGAUGUGAUGGGCGAAGCCAUACUUAAAAGUGAUAAACAACUUACAGAGUUAGACAAGGAAAUGGCAGAUGUAAAAAGAAAGGAAAAGGCAGCAAAACAAGAGCUGAAGGCCAAGGAGAACCAGGAGACCAGGCAAGAACAGAAGGAGAAGAAAAAUGAAAAGAGUUUUUGUGCACAUAUUCGACACCUAAUGAAAAAGAUGAAGGGAGAAAAUACAAGUACGCUGGAAGAGCUAAACAGGAUAAUCGAUGCAAAAUCCAAGGAGCAACAGUAUUUCGAGAGCCAACAAUUCUCUGCCUGUGCCAGCCUAUUGCAAACAGAGAUAAAUUAUUUCAAAUAUAAAACCCAAACCAAGACCCCGAGUGAAACUUCCCCGCGCAUGAAGAGAUUGACAGAGGCGGCUGUAGUUGUGUUAGGAGUCUUAGCAAGUGCUGCUGUGAUUCUGCUUCCCAUUUUGCUAAGGAUGUUAUAAACAAAUGGGAGGAGAGUCUCACCAUCAUUUUCUUGUUUUCCUUUGAGAAUUUGCUUAGCACAAUCAUCUUUGUGGUGCUAAGUAGCACAUUUCUGCAGCAUUUCACAUCCCUCUGAACCAGAUCCCUCUGAACCAAUAUACUCUUAACAUAUGACAAGUUUUGAAGUAGGGUAACAACUAGUUACUAGUGAAAGAGUAACUAGUUACAUAGAUUUUCAGUGCUGGGCAGUGGAUUCCAAGCAUUAUUGCUUGCUUCUUCCCCAUUGUCCGCCUAUUAAUUAACAUCUUAUUUAAUGCAGUCUUGUGGAAAAGUUGAACAUUUCUACUCUUUCUGUCCUUCUGUUUGAGCUUAAUAAAGAUAUUACCCAA
This is a messenger RNA of Python bivittatus (Burmese python), 2330 nucleotides long. RefSeq names its product guanylate-binding protein 1. The record is from RefSeq and is a predicted model, not a curated record. NCBI's taxonomy places the organism in Eukaryota, Metazoa, Chordata, Lepidosauria, Squamata, Pythonidae. Gene Ontology annotation, molecular function: GTP binding; GTPase activity.